Messenger RNA from Micromonas pusilla CCMP1545, 429 nucleotides. RefSeq lists its product as uncharacterized. Bases 1 to 429 code for a protein of 142 amino acids. The record is from RefSeq and is a predicted model, not a curated record. The transcript has a single exon. NCBI's taxonomy places the organism in Eukaryota, Viridiplantae, Chlorophyta, Mamiellophyceae, Mamiellales, Mamiellaceae.
AUGGACAAGAUCUUCAGUUCCUUCAGCACGCUCCUGAACCCGUCGCAGGCGGAGUUGACCGCCGGCAUCUCCUUCUGGCAAGACGCCGUGCACGCGGGAUGGCUCGAGAAGCAAGGGGACGUGAUCAAAACGUGGCGAAAACGCUGGUUCGUCCUGAAGGAUAACAAGCUCUUCUGGUUCUUAGACGACGACGUUCAACAGUGCUCUCGCGUUCGCGGCGUGAUCGACGUUUCCAAGUGCAUGAGCGUCAAAGGGUGCGACGACGCGUUCGGGCGAGAGCACUGUUUCGAGCUUUCGACGCGGAACGAACAGAUGUACUUCGUGUGCGCGACGAAAGCGGACAAGGAGGGGUGGCUGUCGUGUCUUGGAAAGGCAGUCGUGUCGACGAGCAGGGAUACUGACGGCUUUACCGAGUACUUAGGGUAUUGA